Messenger RNA from Oncorhynchus masou masou (cherry salmon), 5132 nucleotides. Its product is annotated as DENN domain-containing protein 3-like. NCBI's taxonomy places the organism in Eukaryota, Metazoa, Chordata, Actinopteri, Salmoniformes, Salmonidae. The transcript has 24 exons. Gene Ontology annotation, cellular component: cytoplasmic vesicle. Gene Ontology annotation, biological process: regulation of Rab protein signal transduction. Gene Ontology annotation, molecular function: protein binding. The coding region runs from base 700 to 4527 and encodes 1275 amino acids. The record is from RefSeq and is a predicted model, not a curated record.
UAUAGUCGUUUUAUUUGUAACAUGAUUGUAGUUGUAGGCGACAAUAUAAAUCUUAAUUGAAUCGCAAUAAGGUUUAACUAAUAUGGUUUUAAUGAGUUAUCUGUGUCUGAUUAUUUUUAGUCCUGAAUCUAUUUUGAAUCUGUGUAGGCUAUGAGCCGCCUUUUUACCAGGAAGUUGUAUGGAGCCAACAACGGUUGAAAUGUGGCAUUUGCUCCACUGCUCUGGUCUUAUCCGGUGAGUGGAGUGUUCGGGUCGGGUCAGCCGCGUACUGUGUGGAGCUUCGUGUGCGCUUUAUCGACAAUACAGUUACAUUUGACGCCUUCAUUAUUUCACCAACGAAGGUACCUGAUGGAAAAUAGCCGAUUGAAUAAAGACCUGAGGCCAUGUUUCAGAUGAUUCUACUGAGAUGGGCUUUUCCUCGAGGUGAUUUCUGAUCUAGACGGGUCCUGUGGAAGUGAAGAAAGUGGUAGAGGAGGAGAAGCAGGAGACCUAUCAUUCUGACUCUAUCUAUGGACUGUAGACAAACACCAUUGUCUUACGUCAGACAGUGCGACUCAUUCCACAUUUGUUUGAACUUACGUCGUACAGGAGGAGUUCUGCGUAGGAGUGACGCCACCUGUUGGACUCAGAAAAGAAGACAAUGGCCGUGUGUGUGUGUGUCAGUGUUGUCCGACUGGCUCUGCUGUCAUCUAGGCUCUGAUGGCAGAUGUUCCCUCUGGACUACUGGAGGCUUGUGUGGUGGUUGGAGCAGUCAGCAGUACACUCCGGGAACUCUAUCAGUCACACCAGCAGGGUAAAAUCAAAGAGCUCCCCCUGUUGGAGACGGAGGUACUGCAGGUGCACGCCCCACCCUUUGUGACCAAAGAGAGUGUGAGUAGCGAGACCAAGGGUCAGGGUCACGCCCCGGCCUUCACCAGGAUCCAGAGGAGGCGCUCCUUCAUCAAGAAGAAGAGGGGGAGGCCUGGUACGGCUAAUGGAGAGGCAGCCAAGGGUAGCGAUGGAUGGGGUGGCACCACAGAGGACAUCAGUGUCCCCCAGGACCUGGACCUCAUCGCCCUGCCUCAGCUCUGCUUCCCAGGGGGUCUUCAGAUAGCCAGUGAGCAGAGAGAAGACUCGUACCAUUACCUGGUGUUUACUGAUGUCUUCGGGAACAGGACACAUGCUGUAGUGGUGCAGUACUACAGACCUAUACAGUUCUCUCAGGAUGGUGGGCACCAAAAUGGCUACCGGUUGUCCUCCAAGUCGUCCCGUCUCUACACGGCGUACGGUAUCUGUGUCAUCUCUAAAUACCCUUACUACAACGCUCUCAGGGACUGCCUGUCAUGUCUCUUGUCCCAGCUCAAGCCCAGCUGGAUGGGGGACUUUGAGGAGAGGGUGAAGGAGUUUUCAGCCAAGCUGGCGCUGGUGCCCAUACCUCCACCUGGGCAACUGCAUGUGGUGUUUAGUCUGAGGCCUCUCCAGAUUGGGCUUCCCUCCCGGGAGGAUAAGGACCGGCCAGCUGUUGACCUCGACCUCCAUCUGCCUUUCCUGUGCUUUAGACCCCGACAGCUCCUCCAAAUCAUUACCAGCCUACUGACAGAGCAGAGGGUGGUACUGUUUUCCUGUGACUGGGCCCGGCUCACCCUGCUGGCAGAGAGCCUGAUGCUCUUCAUCCACCCCCUGGUGUGGCAGCACCCCUUCGUCCCCGUCCUCUCAAGCCAGAUGCUGGACUUCCUCAUGGCGCCCACCGCCUACCUCAUGGGCUGUCAUCUGCACCAUUAUGAAGAGGUGGCCGCGGAAACAGAUGAUCUGAUUCUGGUUAACAUUGAUGAUGGCAUCGUGUCGUCUUCCUCGUCCGACGGGGUUGACCUGCCGGACGUCCCGCUGGCGGCCAGAGAGUGUUUUCUAACACGGGCGGAGAGUCUCCAGAUGCACUAUGACCUGGACGUGUGUCACCUGGGGUCCAGUACAGACGUCAACGACCAGAGGGCCCAGAGGAGGCAGUGGCAGAGGAAACUGAACACACACAUCCAGAACAUCACUCUGGAACUCAUCGUCAACAUCUUCAGAGAAGUCCACCAUCACCUCAACUAUGAGCACAGAGUCUUCAACAGUGAAGAGUUCUUCAGGUCUAGAGAACCAGCAGACCAGCCAUUUUUCAAGAAGGUGUUGGACACACACAUCUUCCACUCGUUCCUACGGGAUCGUCUGAACAGGAAGAUGGACGCGUUCACACGCAUGGAGCUGAGCACUCGGACAGAAACUUACAGGCUGAAGUCCAUGACAGAGUUUCCGCGGCGGCCCACCAUGCAGGAGCUGGCCCGUAAAUACACCAGUCCAGAGAGCCGGCUCAGCAAGAGGCUGGGGGCCAGCCUGCCCAACCUGGAGGAGGGUGUGGGCACCCUAGUGGGACCCCUCAUGCAGAACUCCCUCAAGAAGAUACAGGUGGACAGCGGUCUGAAGUCUCCCCAGAAGCCAGUGAGAUGCUUCAAGCUUCCUGAGUUCCCUCCACCGCUGGCCUACCACUAUGUCCAGAAUUACUACCAGGAGAUGAUCACCCUCCUGGACAAGGCCAUCAGCGGGGUGGCCUUCGAGGACUCUUCUCUCCUGGCCUGCUAUCACUACCUCCGGGGCUUUGUCAACACAGUGGCCGGUAAACGUCUGGACGCUCUGGAAGACUUUCAGAACCUUUACAAGACGGACACGGACAUCUUCCCUGGCGAGCUGGUCAACGCCCUGGUGGACUCUCUACAGGAUGGGGAACGGGCACAAGCUAACCGCCGAACCGAGAUCAAACGCCUGAUUAGUCGGGUGAAGAAGGACCACGAGAGGGAGCGGACGUGCCAUGACGACGAAGCUGUCAAGCGGUUCCAGCUGCCGAAAAAGCACAUGCAGUUGGAGGACUUUGUGAGGCACGUGCAGGAGUCUGGGAUUGUCAAGGACCAGGGGACCAUUCACCGGCUGUUUGAGGCUCUCACUGUGGGCCAGCAAAAACAGGUGGAUCCAGAACUCUUCCGAGUGUUCUACACCUUCUGGAAGGAGACGGAGGCCGAGGCUCAGGAAGUGGCCCUGCCGGCCUCAGUCCUGGAGCACCUGGAGGCUAACGAGUGUGUCUUCAAGCUGUCCUCUUCGGUCAAGACCAGCCACGGCGUGGGCAAGAUCGCCAUGACCCAGAGACGGCUGUUCCUGCUGACCGUAGGACGACCCGGGUACGUGGAGAUCACCAAGUUCAGAGACAUUGAGGAGGUGAAGAUCUCCUCGGCUCCCUUCCUGCUGCUGAGGAUCCCCUCUCUGAAGAUCAAGACCACCCUGAGGAAAGAGACGUUUGAGGUCAACCUGAAGUCGGAGGUUGACCUCUGGCACCUCAUGGUUAAGGAGAUGUGGGCCGGACGGAAGAUGGCCGACGACCAUAAGGACCCCCAGUAUAUGCAGCAAGCUCUGACCAACGCCCUGUUGAUGGAUGCAGUGGUUGGCUGUCUGCAGUCACAAAAGGCCAUUUUUGCAGCAACCAAGUUAGCACACUUUGACAGAAUGAAACUGGAAGUGCCAAUGAUGGUUCCCAAAACCACGUCAGAGACCCUGAAACACAAGAUCAACCCGUCUCUGGACCGGACUAGCCCCCAGGCGGUAGAUGUUCUGCUCUACACCCCAGGCCAGCUGGGCGUAUCGUUCGACACCGAGGGUGAUGGGAACCCCAAACUGUGGUGCGCCCUGAGCGACGGGAAAGUUGUGGUGUUUGAUGCAGCCAGCUGGUCCAUGCAACAAAGCCAACUUCAAGUAGGCUCUUCACGAGUGAACUGCAUGCUGGGAGUGGACCGGCAGCAGGUGUGGAUUGGCUCUCAGGAUUCCGUCAUUUACAUAAUCAGCACCCGCAGCAUGUCCUGUAACAAGCAGCUGACGGACCACCGCAGUGAGGUCACAGGGUUGGCCCUAGGGGAGCGCAGCGAGAAAUACAGCCCCAAGGUGGCGUACUCCUGCAGUGAGGAAGGUACAGUGAUGACGUGGGACGUGUCCACACUGCAGGUGAGGAAACAGUUCAGGCUCUCCUGUGACCGUCUCCAGUCCGUUCAGCUCUGCAGUGGAACCCUAUGGUGCUGUGCCAGAGACUGCAUUAUGGAGGUGUGGAAAAACGGAACGUUGACUCGCAGGAUCUCCCUUCCUGAACAGCUCCGUGGCUCCCCCACCGCCUUUAGCAGCUUCCUGCUCUACCAGGAGAAGGAGCAGCUGUGGACGGCCUGUAUAGACGUAGGGGAACUGUGUGUGUGGCACCUCGCAGAGCUCACCAAGCCCUUCCAGAGGAUCCAGUUGCCCGACUGUGCAGGUGUCACCUGCCUCAUCAAGGUCAAAAACCAGAUCUGGGUUGGUGGCCGGAGCUCGGGGAAGUCCAGGGGGAAGAUCUACGUAGUGGAUACCCAGCGACACACGGUGGAGAAGGAGCUGGUAGCUCACACAGACUGUGUCCAGACACUGUGCUCCGCAGAGGACCGCUAUGUGCUGAGUGGGGCGGCCCGCGAGGAUGGGAAGAUAGCCAUCUGGAAAGUGGAGUAACUGGAAUGGAACUCAAUACUGCCCCCCGGUGCAGUAUUGGGUUCAGAACAGGGUCGUGUUCAUUAGGCACCAAACGGUAGAAAAUGGACUGAAACAGAGAGCGGCUACAUGGGCCAAUAAGAAACACUCUUUUUUUUGUUUUCUGUUGAAAAAGAUUUUGCUACGUUGUGCUCUAAUAACCCAGGUUAUUGUGAACCGUUGGGAAAUGGACUUAUUGUGAUUUUAGACUGUCUGUGGAUGGAUGACUGACCCAAAGACAAAAUAAGUCUUCCUUAUGAUUGCAUGGGUUUUUGUAUUGUUGCUCAUUAGACUUACAACAACUGAAGUAAUUUGUCCAGCCUAUAGUUAAAUACCCUUUUGUUUAUGUUCAGCAGUGUUAACUGCUUAUUUUAAUAUUAACAUCUAAGGGCAAGUCUUAUCUUUUUAUAUUGGAACUACAAUAGAGUUGCAUGACAAGUGAUUCACAACCAUAUGAGUAUUUUACAUUUAAUAAAUAUGGGUUUUUUGUUGUUGUAAAUAAACCUUUUUGUAUGUUUUAAUACACAAUACUACAUUUUUGUAUUGUUUACUGGUGUUAUUAUACAUGUAUUAUUAAAAAAUGUAUG